GCAAGAUUGAACAUCAAUAUGUUAACGCAUCAAUCCAUUCAUUCAUUCAUUCAUCGCUGCGGUUUGUCCAUCCAUCCCCCCGACGGAAGCCGACGAGCACGUCCCAUCCCUGCGUAUGUACGUAUAGACAGGCGCUGCAUGCACGGCACAGAUGCAGUCAGUCAGUCAUUCUAUCGAUCCGAUCCCCACUCACUCACUCGCCGCCCUCCCACCCACCCACCCGGCCGACCACCUGCCUGAUCGACUCCUGCGUCCGUCCUACAUGCCUACUGGCGGUUUCUUUUGUCGACCAUUCUCGCAUCGUGCGGCAGCCUCCGGCUCUGGUCGUCCCACAGCGUCCUGUCCGGUCCCAGGUAUGCGCUAAUGAAGGCCAGCUGCAGGCAGUGCAGGAAUCGACACAUACACACAGGCCUGGACCAUCCAUUCCAAGAACACGUCUGUCUGUCUGUCUGUGUGUCUGCGUACCAGGCCAGAGUCAACGUAGACGCUGAUGCAGUUGGGAUCGAUGCGCCUCUGCUUGGCGAUGGGGACCGCGUAGUCCUCGUCUGGCUGUAGUGCGCGUCUGUCGGUGGUCGCAGGGAAGUCGGAGGGCACACGGCCGUUCUUGGCGUACAGGUACAGCACGACGUGCGGCUUCUCGAGGGCCUCCAGACGCUUCACACUGGCCUGGGUGAACCACCUGCACACACACGUAAAUACUCGCGCGUGGAUCACAACGGUGUCGUGUAUUUUGUUGUUCACUUGGUGCAGUGGGCCGUGAGCAACUGCCCCAGCUCGCGGAAUGCCUUGUCGACCAUGUCGCGCGUCAUGACACUCCGGUCGUGCUUGAGGCCGAAAUGGAAUGGCACCUCGAACGUCUAUGUAUGCGAGAGAGGAUACAGACAUACAUACAUACACACAGACAGACACACAGACAGACAGACACCAACCACACACAGUAAAAUGCACUCAUUCUGCCUCUCCAUCCCUAUCUAUCGGUCCGUCUCUCUCUGUGUUGGUCGCUUACAAAGUGGCGGUGUGUGGCAUUGUGGGCAUUGUGUGUUGUGGUGGUCAUGGUCAUGGCGGCGUACUCGGCCUGUGACUUGUUAGUCCCCCGGUCGCCGAUGCGCCUCGACCUGCCACACAGCACACAGGUGGGUGGAUCUAUGUCUGCCUGCUGUUGAUUGGCUGGCUUACAAAAAGCUGGAAACGGUGAAGGUGAGCUUCGUCUCGCCUGGCCCGGCCGUCUCGCCUGGCUGUGGUUGUGAUUGUGGUGGUGGUGGUGGUGGUGGUGCCGGCGGCUGUUGCUGUGGUGCGGCCCCCAAAUGGACGGGCAUGUACGGGCACAACACCUGGGGGGCGUCAGCCAGCUUCCACACCUGGCCGACACGCCAUGCCACACCACAGCACCAUCAAACAAACACAUAUAGGUGUAGAUGUCAUGUCCGUCGUUCUGUAUUCCUGCGUACGAAGAUCGAUGGCGCUCCCAGUAUCGACUUGAUGAGAAUGUACGCCCGCUCCGCACCAAACGCCUCCUCGGGAAACACAGCCGCCUCCUCGCCUGAUGGAUGAUACACACCACACCACACCCCAGUGCACACACACAUACACACAGACAUGACCCAUGUGCUCCCCGUACGCAGGAUUGUGACGUCGGUUUCCUGGUCGUUGACCCACAUGCGCACCGCCUGCCGCAUCAGGCGCGGCACUGCGCUGACGGGGAACUCGUUCACAGCAGACGGUGGCCGGUCGGGCAAGCUCUUGGGUUGCUGCCGGCGGAUGCGCUGCUCCUUGUGCUUCGGCUGUAUGUGACACAAAGUGAAGACGAACGUUCCUGCCUCUGGUUGCCUCCUUUUGCACCACUUUGCGUACCACUUUGCGGCGAGCAUCGCUAUCCUGAUAACACAACAGAACCCACCAAGGACAGAUGUGCUGUGCUGUGCUGUACUGUCCUGUGGGUGGCCUGCUGCUGGCCACAGGCCACAGCCAGCACGUACCUCGUCUAUGUCGUCGGCGUCGGCCUGCAUCUCUCCCCCACCCUCAGCUACACCAUGACUAUCAUCAACACCAGACGCCGCCUGACAUCCAGGUGUGCAUGCAUGCCGUGACCAUCACAAUACAUCACAAAGUGCACUAUUGGGCAUACUGUAUUUCCGUACCUGCUCGUGAUCUGCACCAUCAUCCCUUGCGAUGGUGCCGCCCGACUCGUCGUGGCCGUCUGCUGUGGUGGUGGGCUGGGGCGCCGCACUCGCGCUGCUGGCAGGCUCAGACUGCUGCGUCACCUGCGCCAUGGUAGGGGGACGCACGGGCGACUGGGCCACGAGCUGAACAGGCGACGAGGUGCCAACACACCACUAUGAUAUGAAAUGGGCGACACCCCUCAAUACGCC
Messenger RNA from Vitrella brassicaformis, 2369 nucleotides. NCBI's taxonomy places the organism in Eukaryota, Vitrellaceae. The record is from the annotation of a GenBank genome assembly.